AUGGCCAUCAUAGGCUUUGCCUGCCGUCUGCCCGGGGGUAACAACUCUCCGCAGAAGUUCUGGGACUUCAUCGAGCGGGGUCAGGUGGCGCCCAACUCCGUCCCGAAGAACCGAUUCAACUUCGAGGGGCACUUCGAUGGGUCUCUCAAGCCGAAGACUAUGCGCCAGGCCGGCGGCAUGUUCCUCGGCGACGUUGACCCGGCCGACUUCGAUGCUGGUUUCUUUGAAGUCGGCGGAGCCGAAGCUCUCGCUAUGGACCCUAAUCAGCGCCAGAUGCUUGAAGUUGUCUUCGAGGGGCUUGAGAACGCGGGUAUCCCCCUCGAAAAACUAGACAACCAGCCCGUUGGUUGCUUCGUUGGAUCAUACGCGGCCGACUACGCCGACAUGCAGAGCCGUGACCCUGAAGAUCGCCCACCAAACAACGCUCUUGGUGUCGGAAGAGCCAUCCUUGCUAACCGUCUUAGUCACUUUCUCAACAUCAAGGGUCCCAGCGUUACACUCGACACGGCCUGUUCCGGAAGUUUGCAGGGUCUUGACCUUGCAUGCCGCUACCUCCAAUCGCGGGAUGUCAAUGCCGCCGUCGUCGCCACUAGCAACCUGUACAUGAAUCCCGAGCAUCUUAUCGACACCGGUAACAUCGGCAGCGCCCACUCUCCCACCGCGCUAUGCCACACCUUCGACGCCGAUGCCGAUGGAUACGUGAAGGCUGAGGCCGUGUCCGCUAUCAUCGUCAAGCGUCUGGAAGAUGCUAUCCGGGAUCGUGACCCGAUCCGUGCUGUUGUCCUUGGCACUGCUACCAACAGUAACGGACGAACACCUGGUAUUGCUAGUCCCAGCUCAACAGCCCAAGCCGCGGCUAUCCGAGCCGCAUAUGCCCACGCCGGCAUCACUGACUUGAACUUGACCACCUACCUUGAGUGCCACGGUACUGGAACCCAGGCAGGUGAUCCGACUGAGGUGAACGGAAUUGCUUCCGUCUUUGCCGCCACCCGUCCGGCCGAUAACCCCCUUAUUAUCGGCUCCGUGAAGUCUAACAUCGGCCACUCAGAGCCUGCUGCCGGUAUCUCCGGUCUUCUCAAGGCGAUCCUGUCUAUUGAGAAUGGCUUCAUCCCCGGUAUGCCUACUUUCAUCAAGCCCAGCCCUAAAAUCGACUUCGUCGGGCAGAAGGUCAAGGCCUACCGGGCCGGCAUCCCGUGGCCCGAGAGCGCCCCUCGCCGAGCUAGCAUCAACUCCUUCGGCUACGGUGGGUCCAACGCCCACGCCAUCAUCGAGCAGCCCACUGCCGCCGCCCGAUCCCACCACGUGUCCUCGUACGUGUCUGCCGAUGAGGAGUUCACUCUCCUUGAGGAAGACGCCGCUCGUCCGUCCGUGCUCGUGUUGUCCGCCAACGACGCCCAGUCUCUGAAAUCUAACAUCCAGGCGCUCGGAAACCACAUGAUCAACCCCCGCGUUAAAGUCAGUCUCUCCGACCUCGCGUACACGCUCUCGGAGCGCAGGACCCGGCUCUGGCACCGAGCUUUCAUCACCACUAAGAAUACCGAGCUCGACGAGAAGCCUGACGCUUGGCACGUGGCUAAGAAGAGCGCCGUCACUCCUUCAUUCGGUUUCAUCUUCACUGGCCAGGGAGCUCAAUGGCCUCAGAUGGGUAAGGAUCUUCUGCAGUACUUCCCAUGGACCCGAAAGAUUCUCGAAGAGUUGGACGAUGUCCUACAGAGUCUCGCUUCGCCCCCGUCCUGGUCUCUCGUCAAGGAACUGACUGAGCCCCGUACUGCUGAGCACCUCCGUCAGCCAGAAUUCUCGCAGCCUCUCGUCACAGCGCUCCAACUUGCCAUCAUUGCCGUUUUGGAAUCCUGGGGGAUCAAGCCACGCAGCGUGGUUGGUCAUUCAUCCGGUGAAAUCGCUGCCGCAUACGCCGCAGGUCUCCUGGACCGCGCUGGAGCUAUCACUGCUGCUUUCUACCGUGGCCGUGCUGCCUUGAACCGUAAGAACGAGGUUCCUGGCGACGUUGGUAUGCUUGCAGUUGGUCUCGGUGCAGAGGCUGCCAACGAGUUCAUCGAAAAGCACGGUAAUGGACAAGCGUGGAUCGCUUGCUUUAACAGUCCUAACAGCGUAACUGUCUCCGGAAGAAUCGCGGCGCUCGAUUCUGUGCGCGAGGCUGUCACGGCUGCGGGUCACUUUGCUAGACGGUUACAGGUCGACUUGGCCUACCAUUCGGAGCUUAUGGAGCUUAUUGGCGAGGAGUAUGAGCAUCUCCUUGAUGCGGAAGACCAAUUCCACCCGACUGAAAAAGCCCUGGGCAGCGGUGCUACUCUGUUCUCUUCGGUCACGGAAUCGAAGAGAACCACGCCAACUGACGCUCUGUAUUGGAAGACGAACAUGGUAUCGGCGGUUCGCUUCAAUGGGGCGUUAAAGGCUCUUCUUGAGGACGAGAACGCGCCUAACUUCCUUAUCGAGAUCGGACCUUCCGGGGCUCUGGCUGGUCCAGUCUCCCAGGUCCUUAAGUCUCUACCCGCUUCCGUCGGGGGAGAGAUUACCUACACCAGCUCUUGGGCUAGAGGUGCGGACGCCGGAAAAGCACUAUUCGAUGUUGCUGGUCGCCUAUGGGUGGCCGGUGCCGAUAUUGACAUGGCAACCGUGAAUGAGUACGACGGCCAAAACCGAGUCAUCACGGACCUUCCCAACUAUUCUUGGAACCACACUACUAAGUACUGGCACGAGAAUGCUUCCAGUAAGGACUGGCGUUUCAGGAAGUAUGUCGUCCACGACUUGUUGGGAAGCAAGAUCCUCGGCAGUUCGUGGAGGAAUCCUACUUGGCGUCACCGCUUGAACGUUACCAAUCUCCCUUGGCUCAAUGAUCACCGAAUGGGAGGUGACACUAUCGUCCCUGGUGCUGGAUUUAUAACUAUGGCCGCAGAGGCUAUGUAUCAAAAACAUACUGCUCUCCUUUUACCCGAGGAGGCGGAAGGAUUGGCCCGGAAUGAUUUAUGUUAUCGAUUCCGCAACGUCCGCUUUAGCCGCGCUUUAGUUCUCGAAGAAGGUAAAGACGUGAUUAUCUCGUUCACGCUGUCGGCUGUACCAGGCGACAAGCACUGGCACGAAUUCAGAAUUUAUACAACAGAAGACGAGGUUAUGUCCGAACAUUGCUCUGGAUGGGUCCGCAUCCACGAUUUUAUCGACGAACCUGUUGAAGGCGAGGACGCGCUGCCCCUGAAAUCGGUGCAAGCUCCUAAGCUGUGGUAUAAGUGCCAACGUGAGAUUGGUAUGGAGUUCGGCCCAGCUUUCCAGAAAUUGAUCGAAAUCGAGGCCGUCACCGGUCAGCGCAAGUGCCGCACCUUGAUAUCGAUGGAACCCCCUGAGAGCAAGUAUGCCCAGUCAUACUAUCCCAUUCAUCCGGCGGCCUUAGAUGGUUGCUUGCAGACUGUCGUCCCAUCUAAUGCAUCGUGUGAUCGCACGAACGUCAAGCACGUCAUGAUUCCUGCCCUUAUCGACGAUUUCAUCAUCAACAAGGUCCCCGCUCGUCUGUACAGGGGACGCUCGAAGGCGACAUCAGUAUAUAGUGGUCGUGGUCGACUGGAUAUCGAGAAGAGCUGGGUCGCUAACACGACCGUAUAUGACUCUGAAAGCGGCCAAUUGCUGAUGCAGAUAACUGGCCUCAACUACACCAAGCUCGAUGUGGCCCCCAAGCCCGACCCGCAUACAUUCCACACUGUGGCCUGGAAGCCUGAUAUCACGUUCCUUACUCAGGAUCAGUUGAUGUACCUCACGGUGGACAAAGACUCAAACAAGCUCGACACCGUCAUCGACCUUAUCGCCCACAAGAAGCCUGCGCUAAAGGUCCUAGAAGUGAACCUCGACGAUGAAGAUGCUUCUAACCUAUGGUUCGGGGUCAACGACUUCACGGCCAGGUCUGCCUACGCCCAGUAUGAUUUCGGCACUUCCAAUGCGAAGACUCUUGUCAGCACCGAGACUCUGUACCAGGAGAAAGGAAACGUUUCAUUCCAUUCGAUCAGUCCUGAAAACCCGGCCUUCGGGCUUCCCACUGAUGUCGCCUGGGACCUUGCGAUCAUCAAGGCGUCUGAGAAGGUCAGUGCCACUAGUGUGGAAGACUCUGUCAAGAGCCUAAAGCCCCUCCUAGCUGAGGGUGCUUACACACUCUUGGUGCGAAUCGAUCAGGAAGGUGUGAUAACGCAUGCAGCAUCCGAAUCGUCGGACUCAUUUGAGAACCUCAACCGUCCAUCUGCUCUCGGAACCUCUGGCACACCAUCUCAGUCUUCGGACUCUCUAGUUGCCAGUUCGAUCAGCUCCACUGCCUGGGAUGAGGAGGCUGCUAAGAAGUCUCUGGCAUUCGCCGAAGCGAAUGUUACCAACUCCAUCCUUGAGGUCGCACCUACUACCAACAGUCCGCUUGCGUACUUGUCAAAGUCGAAGACUAGCACCGAAAUAUCCACUGGCUCUAAGAAGCAUCUCAUUGUCGUUCGUCUAUCAGACACGACGCCCACAACCCUGCCGCCAUCCCUACACGCAACUCUGGAGGCUUCGGGCUGGACUAUCACGCAACAGACAUAUCCCUUCUCGAAGCCGACAGACGGCGCGGUCGUACUAAUUAUUGACGAGUUAUCGAAGCCUAUCCUGAAGAGUGUAGAUGGAAAGCAAUGGGAAUCCAUCAAGGGGCUUAUCAGCUCCGGCAUUCCGCUCCUCUGGGUCACGAAGGGCGCGCAGUACCCAGUCACGGACCCGGACAAUGCGAUGGUCCAGGGUCUUUUCAGGACGGCCAGGCAGGAGGACCCUUCGAUCAAUGUUACGACUUUAGAUGUCCAAUCGAGCACAAGUGCGGCGACAAGCUGGGCUAUUGACAAAGUGCUCGGAUUACUUAAAGACGGAUUGCCAGUGGAGACUGAAUACUCGGAGCGUAACGGCAUUCUCUCUAUCCAACGGAUCCAACCGGAUACGCUUGUCAAUGACUUCCGACAUGCCGAAGAAGAUGGUCUCCCACCAGUUGUGAAGGGAUUCCACAGCACUGAAGUCCAGGUGCAACUGAGGGCCGAGCGUUUGGGUACUCUGAACGGUCUAAUGUGGGCCGAGACGGAAGUUAGUGCGCCUGCGGCGCUCGACGAUGGACAAGUCGAGGUCGAGGUUUACGCCGUCGGUGUUAACUUCAAGGACGUAGCCAUCACCAUGGGUAUCGUGCCAGACAACGAGUAUAACAUUGGAUUCGAGUGUGCUGGUAUCGUCAAGAGAAUUGGGAAUGGUGUCACCAGCUUAAAGGUCGGAUCCCGAGUCUGUAUGCUCAAGGCUGGAAGCUACAGUAAUCGGGUGAGGACCAGCGUUCAGCGAUGCCACGAGAUCCCAGACCAUAUGAGCUUUGAAGAGGCUGCUACCAUUCCCUCGGUAUACUUGUGCUCGCUUUAUGCCAUGUACCACCUUGGAAAUCUGAAAGAGGGCCAGUCCGUAUUGAUUCAUAGCGCUACUGGUGGUGUCGGGGUCGCAUGUAUUGAGCUAGCCCAAGCUAAGAAAGCGGAGAUUUUCGUCACGGUGGGUACGGAAGAAAAGCGACAGUUCCUUGAAAAGGAAUAUGGCAUCCAGCGGGAUCACAUGUUCUCUUCUCGUAACACCCAGUUCGCCCGUGGGAUUAUGAAGGCCACAAAUGGUCGCGGUGUCAAUGUCGUCAUCAAUUCGUUGAUCGGUGAACUCCUCGACGCAUCUUGGAGAAUCAUGGCGGACGGUGGAAAUAUGGUCGAGAUUGGUAAGAGAGAUAUUGUCGACCGUAACACACUCUCCAUGGAGCCCUUCGACCGUAACUGCUCUUUCCGAGCGGUCGAUUUCUCAUACACCAAGGACAUCAAAGAUUCGCUCGUUGCCAGUCUCUUUGACGAACUCUUCGUCCUCAUUAACGCUGGUCAUCUCAAACCAAUCCACCCUAUCACCGUAUUUGGAUUUGACGAUGUCCAAAAGGCCCUAGCGUACAUCCGGAGCGGAAAGCAUCUCGGUAAAGUCGUUAUCUCAAAUGGAGAGAAUACUGAUGUGCAGGUCCCCAUCCGGCCCGCAAUCCGUGGCAUUCAGCUACGAUCCGAUGUCUCAUACCUCAUCAUCGGAGGCUUGAAGGGCGCCUGCGGAACCCUAGCUAUUCAUUUGGCACAAAACGGAGCUCGCCACAUCAUCGUUAGCAGCAGGAGUGGCAUAAAUGAUGAGGCUUCGGCUAGGAUCGUGGCCAGCUGCAACUUCUACGGCGCUGAAGUCGUUGAAGCUAAAGGUGACGUCGGUAACAUCGAGUCUGUACGACAGUUAUUCAAAUCCGCGACUCCCCGUAUUGCGGGUGUUAUCCAAGGUGCUAUGGUUCUGAGGGACAAACCCUUCGAGAUGAUGACGCUAGAUGACUGGCACACGGCUAUCCACGCUAAGGUUCAUGGUACUUGGAACAUUCACCGGGCUUCUCUGGAGCAAAAACAACAACUCGACAUGUUCACUAUGUUAUCCAGUACAUCGGGUGUUGUAGGUAAUAAGGGGCAGGCCAACUACGCAGCGGCCAAUACUUUCCUCGACGCGUUCGCUAGUUACCGUCAGACCCUAGGCCUGCACGCCAAUACUGUUGACCUCGGCGUGAUCGAAGACGUGGGCUAUAUUGCGGAGCAAGAUACUGGCCUUGAAGCGCGGUUUGACAAACGUGUCUGGACGCCGAUUGGGGAGAGCAUGUUGAGAAAAAUUCUCACAUACUCCUCUUUACAACAGGAGUCCGAUCCGCUAAAUCCAAGCAGUGUCACUGAGAUGAUCACGGGUAUUGGCUAUCCGCUCCCCGCAGACAGCGAUGGAUUGGCACGUGACGGCAGAUUCGGCUACCUUUUCAAUAGCCGCGGAGGAAGCAAUUCUGGUGGCCUUGACGUGGAUGAGAGCGACCAGACCGAACAAGCUAUCAAGCAAUUCCGUCUGAUGCACAAAUCGGGCGCCAGUGUAGCGGACUUGAAGCUCACCUGUCUCGAGGUGGUAUCGGCUCAAUUCGCCAAGACGCUCAGACUCGAAGCAGAACCCGAGAAAGGAAGGCCUCUUGUAGCUUACGGCCUUGACAGUUUAUCCGCCGUGGAAUUGAGGAAUUGGAUUCGCAUGAGGCUCGGCGUAGAACUGACGACGUUAGAUAUAACCAACGCUGCUUCACUGAUCGCACUAAGCGAAAAGGUCGUUUCGAAAUUGCCGCAACCAGAAGCUGCUGCGUGAAGUAGCUAAAAAGGAGAGGCUAGAAAGGAGAGGGCUGGCAAAGGCUGGCAGGGCUGGGUAUAUGUAUUUUAUGGGAACUUGGAAGGAUUUUAUUUUUAUUUUUGCGCCGGGUGGCGGGUGGUGGUUGGUAUGUUAGAGAAUGAGAUGAAUAGUCGGUGUGUUUCGUGAUACACUAUUGUAGAGGUUAUUAGAUUGCUAGGUUCAGUUUCCUCUUUUUUAUGCAAGUUCUUUACAAUCCAGGUUCAAUCUUGCAGUAGCGCCAGGCCUUAUCCAUGGUCUGUACUUUAUGCGCUGGCUGGGAGGUGGCUGGUCAGGAGCGAACGGCGCGGUGCCGCUGGGCGCCGCUGGGUUGCGCUGGGUUGCGUGCCUCCUUCCUUUAGGCUAGAGCUAGCGGAUACG
Messenger RNA from Annulohypoxylon truncatum, 7605 nucleotides. RefSeq lists its product as uncharacterized. The transcript has 11 exons. The record is from RefSeq and is a predicted model, not a curated record. NCBI's taxonomy places the organism in Eukaryota, Fungi, Ascomycota, Sordariomycetes, Xylariales, Hypoxylaceae. Gene Ontology annotation, biological process: fatty acid biosynthetic process; secondary metabolite biosynthetic process. Gene Ontology annotation, molecular function: oxidoreductase activity; phosphopantetheine binding; fatty acid synthase activity. Bases 1 to 7206 code for a protein of 2401 amino acids.